Molecule: messenger RNA, 138 nt
Organism: Arabidopsis thaliana (thale cress)
Lineage: Eukaryota; Viridiplantae; Streptophyta; Magnoliopsida; Brassicales; Brassicaceae
Exons: 1
Coding region: 1-138 (45 amino acids)
Source: RefSeq, marked reviewed
AUGAUUUCAAAACCUUACAAUAGACUGAAGGGUAAUAACUCUGGUGAAAAAUGGAUGGCCUGCAGAGCUUUUAUCGAUACGCAACGACACUUAGCUUUAGACUUUAAUGGCAAUCACGAGUGUAUAUUGAUGAUAUGA